CUCAGACUUUCCUAUCACUCACAUUUUCUCACGUCGCAAUCAGUAAAGAUACACAAAGCCAAAAUGAGUGAAGAUUGAGGAGGGAAUUUCUCAUUUCUCUGCGGAAUUCUUCGGCCAGAUGUUCAGUGUGAAAUUGUAAAUCUAUCGCCAAAAAGCUACUUGCGCUAUCAAGAGAAUCACUCGAGCCACUCGAAGGGUGACAAAUUGUCCGUCGCCGAUAAAAUGCCAUCUCAGCCACUUACUCUGACCUGGCGAAGUGUCUCAGAAGCCCCCGAACGCGGUGGAAACGACGUGAGAAGCGAGUUUAGUGUCUGGCGCGCGGUGGUGAAGUGAGCUUAAUCAGGCGUGCGGCAGGUGGAAAGAGUGCCAAACAUGACACCUGUGAAUUCCCCGAUAAAUACCGUGGAAGCGAUUUUCUGGCUCUUGGCGCUCUCCUACGUCAUCCUGGGUCUGCUCAUCAACGUCCUGCACAGCUUCUUGCCGCCCUUCGUGCGCCGCGUGCUCUUCUAUGGCAAAAUCUCGGGUGACGAGCCGACCAGGGGUGGUCUGGCCGCCCUGCUGCUCGUCCCCAAGGCCUGGUUUCGCCACUUUUAUCUCUUCGCCGCCAUCUGGAGCUCUCUCGUCGUCCUCGUGACUGGCGAAGGACUGGCCAGCGGACGAGUUUCCGCUCGCUUCAUUGGCUUCCUCGACAGCGUUUGCGGAAGUCAGAGAACCGUGCAAACCACCUCCUUGGAGACCUGUGCGGCGCUUAUCUUGAUGUACAUUCACAUCCUCGUGCGGCUCUUCGAGACUCACUUCACUCAAGUGUUCUCCAAGAAGGCAACAAUGAACCUGAUCCAGUAUUUCACAUCCUUCGUCUACUAUUUCGGCGUGAUAGCUCUGCUCCUGUGCCGGGGUCAAGGAUUUGUCUCCGGAAGCAGCAUUGAGCUCCGUUUGCAGGACUUCUCGUGGCGCCUGCUUAUCUGCUUCCUCGUCUUCGCCUUCGCUUCGUACCACCAGUUCCGCUCCCACGGCAUCCUAGCCAAUCUGAGGCGGAACAGAAGUGGCAAGGUGACUUCGGAGGGUCACUUUCUGCCCACUGGGGGCUUCUUCGAGAUGGUCUCGUCGCCGCAUAUGCUCUUCGAGUGCCUCAUUUACCUCGCCAUCUUCGGCAUCGUGUGCAGGAACUCCUCCUGGCUGGCCGUCCUCGCCCUUGUGGCGGCCAAUCAAGUAACAAUGGCUUACGAAACACACCUGUGGUAUUGCAAGAACUUUCCCAACUACCCUCCUCGUCGAGCGGCUCUCAUUCCGUAUCUCCUCUGACCUCACAGUCUGCAGAAACUUCCGUCAACUAUUUCCGAGCAUUUAUGUGGAAUUCACUGUGUUAUGCAUUAAAUAAAUGCUGAAAAUCUUACACAUCUGCUCCAUUCACAA
This is a messenger RNA of Phlebotomus argentipes, 1413 nucleotides long. Its product is annotated as polyprenol reductase-like. Lineage: Eukaryota; Metazoa; Arthropoda; Insecta; Diptera; Psychodidae. Gene Ontology annotation, cellular component: endoplasmic reticulum. The transcript is spliced from 2 exons. Gene Ontology annotation, molecular function: 3-oxo-5-alpha-steroid 4-dehydrogenase activity. Gene Ontology annotation, biological process: dolichol-linked oligosaccharide biosynthetic process; polyprenol catabolic process. The record is from RefSeq and is a predicted model, not a curated record. Bases 373 to 1302 code for a protein of 309 amino acids.